This is a messenger RNA of Oryctolagus cuniculus (rabbit), 791 nucleotides long. RefSeq names its product RAD23 homolog A, nucleotide excision repair protein. The record is from RefSeq and is marked provisional. Gene Ontology annotation, biological process: proteasome-mediated ubiquitin-dependent protein catabolic process; nucleotide-excision repair; Ras protein signal transduction. Lineage: Eukaryota; Metazoa; Chordata; Mammalia; Lagomorpha; Leporidae. Gene Ontology annotation, molecular function: protein binding; guanyl-nucleotide exchange factor activity; damaged DNA binding. Gene Ontology annotation, cellular component: plasma membrane.
UCGGGCCCCGCCAUGGCCGUCACCAUCACGUUGAAGACGCUGCAGCAGCAGACCUUCAAGAUCCGCAUGGAACCUGAGGAGACGGUCAAGGUGCUGAAAGAGAAAAUAGAAGCCGAGAAAGGCCGUGACGCCUUCCCUGUGGCCGGCCAGAAGCUCAUCUACGCUGGCAAGAUCUUGAGCGACGACGUCCCCAUCCGGGACUAUCGCAUCGACGAGAAGAACUUUGUGGUCGUCAUGGUGACCAAGGCCAAGGCUGGCCAGGGCUCCUCGGCACCCCCAGAGGCCUCCCCGACUGCCGCCCCAGAGUCCUCCGCGACCUCGCCAGCAGCCCCUGCCUCAGGCAUGUCCCACCCCCCACCGGCCACCCGAGAGGACAAAAGCCCAUCGGAGGAGUCGGCGCCCACGACAUCCCCGGAGUCUGUGUCCGGCUCUGUUCCUUCUUCAGGUAGCAGCGGGCGAGAGGAAGAUGCGGCCUCCACGCUAGUGACCGGCUCUGAGUACGAGACGAUGUUGACGGAGAUCAUGUCCAUGGGCUACGAACGGGAGCGGGUGGUGGCCGCCCUGAGAGCCAGCUACAACAACCCGCACCGAGCCGUGGAGUACCUGCUCACGGGGAUUCCCGGGAGCCCCGAGCCCGAACACGGUUCUGUCCAGGAGAGCCAGGUGUCCGAGCAGCCGGCCACAGAGGCAGGAGAGAACCCCCUGGAGUUCCUGCGGGACCAGCCCCAGUUCCAGAACAUGCGACAGGUGAUCCAGCAGAACCCGGCGCUGCUGCCCGCCCUCCUGCAGCA